CGACCAUUUCUCAUGCAUGCAUGCGCCCAAACAACACUGAGGUCAUUCACUCCCACCAGGAACAGGAAUUCUAUCGCGUACACGCAAAUGCGCUCUUUGCGAUCUGCUCAUUGACCAUCUAAUACGGACUCGCCCAUAUCUACAAUUGCACGGAACUCGCCUUGGUAUUUGAAUCGUUGUCUCUCUCUCGGUCGAUAUGAGCCAGCUUCAAAUGGAUCACGAUCCCCACAAUCACCACCAUCACUCAGAACAGUCUUAUGAUGAUCAUAACGCUGGAUGGCAUGACACUUCUGUGUACGGUCAUUCGCAACAUCAGUCGUCUGUCCAAGAUUUCAAUGCGUUACCAUACAACAACACAAGCUAUACCCCGCUCCCAAUGGAGCCCAUAUAUACAACUGGAAUGCACCCACCAAGGACCACUCAUCCGCAGCUUCAGCCUUUGAUUAUGCCACAAUGGCCAAGUAUGUUGACCAGCCAGUCAACCUAUGUGCCGCCUAUCUUUCCUUCAGCAGCGCCGGUUCCAAUCACUCCCGCAUCAGCUACUCCGGUGUCAGCUACCUCCACUCGAUCGCAUUCUUCAACUCCUCGAAAGACUCUUACAGAUGCGGACCGAAGGCGGAUGUGUCUUUACCAUGAAGAGCAUCCCACAGUCAAGCAGACAGAGAUCGGCGCAAUGUUCGGUGUUGAGAGAAGUACCGUUUCCAAGGUCUUGCGUCAAAAGGAGAAGUAUCUUUACCAAGACGAUGGAAGCCGAUCGCCGAUCAGGAAGUCGAAAGGCAAAUUUCCAGAUAUUGAGAGGGCGCUCGCCAACUGGGCACGGAAUCAUCAGAAACAGGGUUUACCUUUGAACGAUUCGAUCAUUCGAGAAAAAGCACGCUUCUUUGCGACAACUGUAGGAAAUUCAGAGAGCCACCUCAAAGCCAACAGCACCAGCUGGCUUGAAAAAUUCAAACAGAAGAACAACCUCAUGGGUGCGAAAUCGAGGAAGGGUUCAAUAGCGGAAGAAUCCGAAGGUGCCUCAAAUCCACCGUCAAAUGCACAAACACCCGUGGGCGUAUCUCCUACCUCGCCAAAUGGAAUAUCGCCUUCGCCCCUAACUGUUUCUGCAAAGAAGAGCGAGGAGAAUUUAAAGACAGAGAGCCCUGAUAGUUAUGAUUUUUCGAAUCAUCGUCGACCUUUUCACUCGCAAAGCAAUACGUCCCUAUCCAGCGUCUUCACCGACACAGCACCGUCGUCCUUCUCAGCAGGGCCAACCAGUCCAACCUCGCUGUCAUCACCGUUCUUCACACCGGAUUCAGCUUGCGGGCCAAACCCUUUCAUGGGAAACCAGCAAGCUAGAGGGCAACCCGGGAGCAGCAACUUCCAGCGACCACGAAGCCAGACCUUCCCGAUGCUUGUCGGUGUAGAACAAUACAUGUCACCCCCAGCCUCCUCUGAAGCACUCACGCCGAAAUACAUCAACAGCACUGCAUUAGACUCGCCCAUGACCGAGAUUCGAUCAUCAAUUGGCGGUGCUGACGAGUCGAUGCAAGCCUCUCCGACCCAAGCGACGAGUACAAUGCAACCUCCGCCAGUACCAUCCGUCCCACCUGUCAGUAUCCCAAUGCAGCAGCCAAGCGUCACCCAGGCGCCUUCUAUGAGCCUAGAGGAUUCUUCUCCAGUAACACCAUCCCAAGAGGAGGCUGCCCGAGCAUUGGAACUGGUUAUGAGCUUCUUCCAAACACAACCGAGCGGCUUCGUGGAACCACAAGAAUACGUCAUGAUUGGCAAACUGAUGGAGAAGCUAAAAAUCAAACGUCACGCAGACAAUUUGUCCUCCGAGAUUCGUCGCAUUCCGGAACCCGAUUUCAGUGCCGCCAGCAAGCUGGAAAGCAUUGAUGGAUUGCACUAACGUCCUGACCUAUAGGAGUGAUGAGUGGGCUAAGUCGUAUGCGCAUUCAACUCGGCUGCCACAGCACCAGAAUUAGUGCAUGGUGCUGCCGCCACUGAACAACACAUCGAUUGCGGCCAUCUGCUUUUGUACGG
Aaosphaeria arxii CBS 175.79 is the source of this 2025-nucleotide messenger RNA. Its product is annotated as CenpB-DNA-bind-domain-containing protein. Gene Ontology annotation, cellular component: nucleus. The transcript is spliced from 3 exons. Gene Ontology annotation, molecular function: DNA binding. Lineage: Eukaryota; Fungi; Ascomycota; Dothideomycetes; Pleosporales. The coding region runs from base 197 to 1891 and encodes 564 amino acids. The record is from RefSeq and is a predicted model, not a curated record.